AGCUUGAGGCCAGACUUGCGUCAUUGGAACAGGCUUCCUUGAUAGUGGAUAGACAGCCACAGAAUGAUAAUAAAAUGAUAUCAGAGGGGUUACCAGAGGUAUCCGUACCAGCUGUUGAUGUAACUUCUCAGAGAGAAUCAGAUUCAGAAACACUCGUAACUUCUUUAGAUUCUGCCAUUCUCUUGAAUGAAAAAAAUGGACAGGGUUUUUCUUUUCCUCAAUCAGAGAUUUCGCGAGAUAAGAAGAAUACUCAGGUUUCAGAAAAUUCUAAUAACAGUCUAUCAUCUAAACCAU
Molecule: messenger RNA, 294 nt
Organism: Funneliformis caledonium
Lineage: Eukaryota; Fungi; Glomeromycota; Glomeromycetes; Glomerales; Glomeraceae
Source: the annotation of a GenBank genome assembly